AUGGCGAACGGCAACACUGUGUCGUCUCCAAUCGGUGGCCAGUCCAACCAGGGUCUCAGCGGCCUUGCUGGUGGCUCUGGCAAUGCCAACGGCGGUGUCUGCUCCGGCAACUACAUCGCUCAAUGCUGUCAGCUUGAUGUGCUCGGCGCUGCUGCUGUGACCUGCAACACCCCAUCCAGCGGCAUUACCUCUUCCCAAGCCCUCACCAGCGACUGCGCCGCCACUGGCACCACUGCUAUGUGCUGCCUUAUCCCAGUUGCUGGCCAGGCUCUCAUCUGCCACAACGUCUAA
Molecule: messenger RNA, 291 nt
Organism: Fulvia fulva
Lineage: Eukaryota; Fungi; Ascomycota; Dothideomycetes; Mycosphaerellales; Mycosphaerellaceae
Exons: 3
Coding region: 1-291 (96 amino acids)
Cellular component (GO): extracellular region
Source: RefSeq, a predicted model, not a curated record